AUGAGGUCUUUGGCUCUACUUGUAACCGUAUUGGCAGUUUCUGCCCGUGCUAAUGCUGCAUCUGCCGAUGACUGGGCCAAGAGGUCGAUCUAUCAAGUCAUCACGGACCGUUAUGCGCGGUCUGUCGACUCGACUGGUGACUGCAACAUCACCAAAUACUGCGGCGGCACCUGGUCCGGACUUGUCGACAAACUGGACUAUAUCCAAGGGAUGGGGUUCACGGCUGUACAAGUCUCGCCAAUUCAGGAGAAUUUGCCUGAAGAUACAAUCUACGGAGAGGCGUUUCAUGGAUACUGGCCUCAAAACCUCUACGGACUCAACGCCCAUUUCGGUACAGCCGACGAUCUGAAGCAUUUGGUUUCCGAACUACACAAACGUGACAUGUACCUGAUGGUGGAUGUCGUGGCAAAUGAGCUUGCAUACAGCAUUGGCGAAACGAAUAUGACUGCUACUAAUUCCACGCUUAUCGACUACUCGGUCUUUGCUCCAUUCAACCGAUCUUCAGAUUUCAAUCCUUACUGUGCUAUCAUGGACUGGUCAAAUCAAACAGAGUAUACAAACUGCUGGCUUGGCUACGAAGGUGUUGCCACACCGCGUAUCAAGACGACCGAUCCAGCCAUUGCCGCGACGCUUGAUCAAUGGAUUGCAGAUCUGGUCAGUACUUACAGCAUUGAUGGUAUCAGAAUAGACGGGGCAAAACAAAUUGAGUCAUCUUUCUUUCCUAAUUUCACACAAAGCGCCGGCGUUUAUGCAAUGGGCGAGGUUUAUGAUGGUGAUGCCGAGUUGAUGUGUGGCUAUCAGAAUCUUACCUCCGGACUCGAGAAUUAUGCUCUAUACGGGAAGAUCAUUGAUGCUUUUACGGCUGGKAAAAUGGCAGAUCUUGUUUCAAUGGUAGGAGCGAUACGUCAGGCGUGUCAUUCACCUCAGUACCUGUCCAACUUCAUAGAGAAUCAAGACAACCCUCGAUUUGCGUCUUUGACUCAAGAUAUUGCUCUGGCAAAAAACGCACUCGCAUUCACCAUCCUUAGUGAUGGUAUUCCCAAAAUGUACUACGGUCAAGAGCAACAUUUAUCCGGCAACUACUCUCCAUACAACCGACAAGCUCUAUGGCCUACUCAGUACAAUUCGUCCACCGAAUUAUACAACCUGACAGCAACGUUGAACAAACUGCGGGCUCAUGCGAUAUCGAUUGAUGAUCACUACAUCACAAAUUGGAGCUCAAUCCUCUACACCGAUGGAUCAACAUACGCCACUCGCAAGGGUCCAAACGGCGCACAAAUUGUCGCCAUACUAUCAAAUCAGGGCCUACAAGGCGGCGAUUAUACGCUACAAGUGCCUGGAGUCGCUGAUCCGGGGACGAAUUUGACGGAAGUGACUUUAUGUGAAACUGUUGUCGCUGGUUUUGCGUUUUGUCUGUUGCGCUACUAUUGUUCAAUUGACCGUCUGGAUAUCAUAAUCGGAUAUACAAGCAUGGUUUCAAAAACGAGCGCCGCUGUGGCUCUGCUUGCUGGUUCUGCAUUGGCGCAGAAUGCUACCACCAUCUCUGCCACGGGAUGUGUUGAUACAUCUGGAAUGACUACCUGUCUCAGCACGGCAGAGACGAAAUACGAAAGUUGCAUGGCUGCAGCGGGUGGCAGCGAUGAGGUCGUUAUUGCUUGUCAAUGGACAGAAUGGGUAGACCAGAUGCUUUGCUAUCAGGCAUCUUGCUGGAAUAAGAUCUACUCCUGCGAGUAUCAAUUCCUGGUUUCCGAAUACCUUGAGCAACUCACCACGAGCCCCAGCAUUCCUUACUACCCAGCUCCUGAUAACGCACCUGGCGGUUGUUCGUGCAAUCUAGGCGAAGUUUUUACCAAUAUUACGGCUAGCAUCGAUGCCGCGGGAUCUGCAUGCUCAAAAUAUUCCACAAGUAUCUCUAGCGCCCUCGAAACCUGCGAAUGUUGCGGGUGGAGUGCUGCCGUAUCUGCCUUCUACGGAAUCUGCCCCGACACUUCCCCCAACGGCCUGGGCAUCUCAUCCAUUGACAACCAAGCCAUCAAUUUCGAGAAAUUCAGCGGCUCCUGCGCAGGACUGACCGCAGAUACCUGUGCUCAGUACGGCUUUUACUCCGCCGAUAAUGGAACAUUCUUAGAUCCUACCGCUCUACCUGCUGCAGGCACAAACCCUCUAUCGACGACAGCGGGACCUUCGUCUCUUACAUCGCCGCCGGCUGGAGAGACGAUUACCUGGUCAUUGAAUAGUCAGACAUUUACCGUUACUGCUGCGCCGUAUAAUGCCAAGAAUGCUGGGUCGGGUACCACCGCCACAGGCACAGCUGCAUCCGCGACUGGAAGUGGUGCCACAGGAACUGCGAGCAAAGGUUCUACCGGCACGACUACCGCUACAGGAACUGUAUUGACGGGUCCUGUCAAGACAGGUGCAGCAACAAAGCUCCAGGGCUUCACUGAAUCCUGGAACGUGGGAUUGCUAUCUCUCUUUGGUAUGGUGGUUAUGUUGUAG
Molecule: messenger RNA, 2496 nt
Organism: Talaromyces amestolkiae
Lineage: Eukaryota; Fungi; Ascomycota; Eurotiomycetes; Eurotiales; Trichocomaceae
Exons: 5
Coding region: 1-2496 (831 amino acids)
Biological process (GO): carbohydrate catabolic process
Molecular function (GO): calcium ion binding; alpha-amylase activity
Source: RefSeq, a predicted model, not a curated record